UUGCCUCUUUUCCUGGGCCUCUGUUUCCACAUCUGUGCAAUGGGAACAGUUAUUUAUGGUGGCUGCUGAAUGAGGCAGUGUGUGUUUGAACAAACCCAGGGGAAUUGUUCAGAGGCUGUUAUGAGUAUUGCUACAGUGACUGCUGUUGUAGUCACGCUGAGUGAGAAAAAGAGGUUGAAGAGGGUCAGGGGAGGAGUCCUGGGAAGUUCCCCAGUCACCCUGAAAAACUGGUUCAACCUCUUGUCUGUGCUCCCAUCCCAGGGAGUAUAGGUGGAGCCUCCAGAGCCCAUGGACAGGGCAUGCUGGGGCUGGGCCAGCCCCAGCGGUGUCUCUAAGGCACCCCUGGGAUCCCCACCGAGCUGGCCUACUUCAGACAGCCAGGGCCCUCUGGCCCCCUUAGUGUCCAGCUCGUGGCCCCUUGGCAUUUCCACAAGACGCCAAGAUGGAGAUUCCCAUGGGGACCCAGGGCUGCUUCUCAAAGAGCCUCCUGCUCUCAGCCUCAAUCCUGGUCCUCUGGAUGCUCCAAGGCUCCCAGGCAGCUCUCUACAUCCAGAAGAUUCCAGAGCAGCCUCAAAAGAACCAGGACCUUCUCCUGUCAGUCCAGGGUGUCCCAGACACCUUCCAGGACUUCAACUGGUACCUGGGGGAGGAGACGUAUGGAGGCACGAGGCUAUUUACCUACAUCCCUGGGAUACAACGGCCUCAGAGGGAUGGCAGUGCCAUGGGACAGCGAGACAUCGUGGGCUUCCCCAAUGGUUCCAUGCUGCUGCGCCGCGCCCAGCCUACAGACAGUGGCACCUACCAAGUAGCCAUUACCAUCAACUCUGAAUGGACUAUGAAGGCCAAGACUGAGGUCCAGGUAGCUGAAAAGAAUAAGGAGCUGCCCAGUACACACCUGCCCACCAACGCUGGGAUCCUGGCGGCCACCAUCAUUGGAUCUCUUGCUGCCGGGGCCCUUCUCAUCAGCUGCAUUGCCUAUCUCCUGGUAACAAGGAACUGGAGGGGCCAGAGCCACAGACUGCCUGCUCCGGGGGGCCAGGGAUCUCUGUCCAUCUUGUGCUCGGCUGUAUCCCCAGUGCCUUCAGUGACGCCCAGCACAUGGAUGGCGACCACAGAGAAGCCAGAAUUGGGCCCUGCUCAUGAUGCUGGUGACAACAACAUCUAUGAAGUGAUGCCCUCUCCGGUCCUCCUGGUGUCCCCCAUCAGUGACACAAGGUCCAUAAACCCAGCCCGGCCCCUGCCCACACCCCCACACCUGCAGGCGGGGCCAGAGAACCACCAGUACCAGCAGGACCUGCUAAACCCCGACCCUGCCCCCUACUGCCAGCUGGUGCCAACUUCCUGAUGGGUCCUGGGCCAGGCCAGCCAGGGAGAAGACAAGGCCCCAGCCCUCCUCUGGGAGCCUCACACCUGAGACCAGCAGGACAAGGCCAUCGGGGGCUGUGGGGCCGAUGGGGUGGACUCAGCCAAAGACUCAGCAGCACAUGGGGCAGGUGUCCUGGCAGGGGGACAGGAGACUGUAACAGGCCCAGGUCCCUGUGCAGCCCCUGAAUGCACGCCCACCUUCGGUCUGUUCCUUCAAGCAAGCUGGCCUGGGCCAUGUGCAUGUGAAAGGCAGGCUCUGGCCCCUUUCCAUGCCAAAGUCCCCCAAGAUCUGGAUAUCUGGGGACAAGAUGGUGGCCUCAGGCCUGCCUCCCAGGCAGUUGGCUGGGCUCCCAAAUGUCUGUCCUCAAUGCCCUACCCCAACUCCACUAGUGACCCUCAGAGUCUUCUCCCCUUAGGACAAGGCAGACACCCCACCAUGCGGGCCUCAGGUGGCAGAGAGGCCCAGCCUCACAGGCCUGUGGCCCCACACACCAGUCCCAGCAAGGUGACCACGGCUGCCGGACCCCUUCCCUGUUCAGGCAGGCCCAGCCCCUCUCAGAACCCGCUGCCAGCUGCUGGUCUUGGCCCCCACCCUGAAUCUCACUGAGUCCCUCUGGGCAGCAGCUCCCUUCUCCACCCCACCCCAGCCCGCAUCCCAAAUGUGGCCUCAGCUUGUCCUCCCCUUCCCCAAACUAUGCAUUCAUUUAGCAAUAAAUGAGCCUUUGCUGUAUGCCAGACCCAGUUCUAAGCUCUUGCAGCCCUGGUAGAAAGCAAAACAAAAACUCCCGCUUUCCCAGAGGGUCACUUGGCAGGGGAAAGAAUCAGGAAAUAAAAUAAAUAAUGAACA
Molecule: messenger RNA, 2212 nt
Organism: Pan troglodytes (chimpanzee)
Lineage: Eukaryota; Metazoa; Chordata; Mammalia; Primates; Hominidae
Gene: CEACAM19
Product: CEA cell adhesion molecule 19
Exons: 8
Coding region: 443-1345 (300 amino acids)
Source: RefSeq, a predicted model, not a curated record